UUUUUAUUUAAAGGUUAUUAAUUUUAAUGGAUCUGGAAAACGUGGAAAGGGCACUUGUUGCAAUGAUAGAGGUAGCAACCUCGACCACAGUGAUCCUCUGCGACCAAAUCGUGACCCAAUCCAAGAAAACCAUGACAGUCUGCUACAGCCUUCAAGACUACAUCUCGAUUUUUUCCACGCCUUACCAAGAACUCCAGCUAUUCACAAACCGAAUUCCCAUUAGAAAAGUCGACUUUAACGCGUUGGGAUUAUUCCAAAGUAAACGCUCCCUCAUACUAUCCAUUAUGGGCGGUGUGGCAACGAAUUUCAUCGUGGCAGAACAAUUUUGGAAACCCUAAACAUUCUCGUAAAUUAACUAAUUAAAUUAAUGAAUAAAAAAAACUUUCUCUUAACCCUUUCCCAUCCAAAGCAAAACAAAAACCGAAUUAUCCCCGACAAACAGACAGCAGCAUCAAACAACUUGACUUAUCGCUUAAAGGCAAAAACUUAUUUGGGCGUGCAACGCAGCCAAAGUUCGGGCAAAGGGCGUGCAGGAAAUUAAUUUAAUUACAAUAGUCAUAUUUCGUGUAUGGCCUGGGGAAACACAAGAUGCGUGAGACCUAAUUAGUGCCUUUAAUAAGACCCGAACGUAUAGGAUAAGGGUUUAGAUGGAGACGUGACGUGGAUUCGAACCUGGAUAAUGUUGAGAAAAUAGGGGGUUAAUGAAAGAGGUUUUGGCAGAGGGUGGCGGAUAAAAAUUAGGAAAUAAUCGUUUGCUUGGAUUUGGUGCUUUUUUUCUACUUAUUUUUAGCAGAAAAAUAUUCCUGGUAUAUUCAAAUUAUAUCAAUAACAUUCCAGGAGGAUUUUUCUAAGGUUCAGAACGUUCAAACAUGACAGCUUUU
Molecule: messenger RNA, 881 nt
Organism: Anthonomus grandis grandis
Lineage: Eukaryota; Metazoa; Arthropoda; Insecta; Coleoptera; Curculionidae
Exons: 2
Coding region: 27-338 (103 amino acids)
Biological process (GO): sensory perception of taste
Cellular component (GO): membrane
Source: RefSeq, a predicted model, not a curated record